This is a messenger RNA of Salarias fasciatus (jewelled blenny), 4321 nucleotides long. It is a transcript of the gene prkaa1, whose product is annotated as protein kinase, AMP-activated, alpha 1 catalytic subunit. The record is from RefSeq and is a predicted model, not a curated record. NCBI's taxonomy places the organism in Eukaryota, Metazoa, Chordata, Actinopteri, Blenniiformes, Blenniidae. Gene Ontology annotation, molecular function: ATP binding; protein serine/threonine kinase activity. Gene Ontology annotation, biological process: protein phosphorylation; intracellular signal transduction. Bases 83 to 1798 code for a protein of 571 amino acids. The transcript has 9 exons. Gene Ontology annotation, cellular component: cytoplasm.
GGAGUGGAGAGACGCACACAGCGGAGUCCGCUCCAUCUCUCUCCGCAGCUAGCUCGCCCCGCAGCAAGGCCACUGCGGGAAGAUGGCGACGGAAAAACCGAAGCAUGAAGGAAGAGUUAAGAUCGGACAUUACAUCCUGGGAGACACGCUCGGAGUGGGAACGUUCGGGAAGGUUAAAGUGGGCCAACAUGAGCUUACCAAGCACCAAGUGGCGGUGAAGAUCCUAAACAGGCAGAAGAUCCGCAGCUUGGACGUGGUGGGAAAGAUUCGCCGGGAGAUCCAAAACCUGAAGCUUUUCAGGCACCCUCACAUAAUUAAACUGUAUCAGGUUAUUAGCACCCCGACUGACAUCUUCAUGGUGAUGGAGUAUGUCUCAGGCGGAGAGCUCUUUGACUACAUCUGCAAAAAUGGAAAGCUGGAUGAAAAGGAGAGCCGGCGACUGUUCCAGCAGAUUAUUUCAGCUGUAGACUACUGCCACAGGCACAUGGUGGUGCACCGAGACCUCAAGCCAGAAAAUGUGCUGCUUGAUGCACACAUGAAUGCCAAGAUUGCAGACUUCGGUUUGUCAAACAUGAUGUCAGACGGAGAGUUCCUGAGAACAAGUUGUGGUUCUCCAAACUAUGCUGCUCCUGAGGUCAUUUCAGGAAGGUUAUACGCUGGCCCAGAGGUGGACAUCUGGAGCAGCGGGGUCAUCCUCUAUGCCUUGCUGUGCGGAACGCUCCCCUUCGAUGACGACCACGUGCCAACGCUCUUCAAGAAGAUCUGCGACGGGAUAUUUUUCACCCCUCAGUAUCUGAACCCUUCUGUAAUAAGCCUCCUCAAACACAUGCUGCAGGUGGACCCCAUGAAAAGAGCCACGAUCAAAGAGAUCCGAGAGGACGAGUGGUUCAAGCAGGACCUCCCCAAGUACCUGUUCCCCGAGGACCCGUCGUACAGCAACAACAUGAUCGACGACGAGGCCCUGAAGGAGGUGUGCGACAAGUUCGAGUGCACGGAGGAGGAGGUCCUGGCCUGCAUAUACAGCCGCAAUCAUCAGGACCCGCUGGCCGUGGCCUACCACCUCAUCAUUGACAAUCGCCGCAUCAUGAGCGAAGCCAAGGACUUCUACCUGGCGUCCAGCCCGCCCGACUCCUUCCUGGACGACCAGCACCUGACCUCGUCCGGCGGCGCCGUGGCCAUCAAGCCUCACCCCGAGCGGGUGCCCUUCCUCGUGGCCGAGACGCCCCCCAGGCCCCGCCACACGCUGGACGAACUCAACCCCCAGAAGUCCAAGCACCAGGGCGUGAGACGCGCCAAGUGGCACCUGGGCAUCCGCAGCCAGAGUCGACCCAACGACAUCAUGUCGGAAGUGUGUCGCGCCAUGAAGCAGCUGGAUUACGAGUGGAAGGUGGUCAAUCCGUAUUAUCUUCGCGUGAGAAGGAAGAAUCCGAUCACCGGGAUGCAAACCAAGAUGAGCCUUCAACUCUACCAAGUGGACAGUAGAACCUACCUCCUCGACUUCCGUAGCAUAGACGAUGACAUGAUGGAGGCUAAGUCUGGAACGGCGACCCCGCUCCGCUCCGGGUCCGUGGGCAACUACCGCACCACUAUUAAGAACGAUGUAGACGGGGCGGACAUUCCAGCCACUUCCAGCACUGUGCACCCUGCCAAGGCGGCAGAGGGCUCCUUAGCUUCGUCGUUGACCUCAUCCAUCGACUCGACGGGCGGGGCGGACAUCGCGUGCGUCCCCCGGCCGGGAAGCCACACCAUCGAAUUCUUUGAGAUGUGUGCGAAUCUUAUUAAGCUACUUGCACGAUAGCUCGCAAAACAAUCGCUAGCCUUUAUUUCCUCUCCGAGUGUCUUUAUAGCAAUAAGCAUGCAACCGAUUCAUGGCUCAGUUCGUCCCGGCUGAGGAUGAAGUGAUUGUUCCAUGGCACUGAUGCAGGUUGGCGUUUCCCCGAGAGCUGAGUGGCGACGUAAAGGGAGGGGGAGGGGCCAUAACUGGGGAAAGAUGAAUGACAAGCGACUUAAUCAGCAAGGACAGAACUGCAUCUAGGAGGGGGUUUUUACAGUUUCCUGAUCAAUCUAAUAACAAAUGUCCACGUCCCACGUAUACACACACACACACACACACACACACACACACACGCGCGCAAGUGAUUACACUGAACCUGCUGUACUGUAGCCAGUGAGCACUGCUUUUCCAGUACAGAGAACAAGACCACGUUUCUGCCUGCAGAGAAGGAAGCCGCGCGUCGGGAGCUCAGGAGACACACCUGGGUGGCAGUUGUAGGACGCAGGAGGCACUUUUGCACAAGUUUCUUUCAUUUCCUGCUGCUCUUGUUUAUUCUCUCAGUGGGGAUCGGAGAGGCGGCGCAGACGUAUCGGGGCCACAACUUGGCGUCGGUCGCUCCCGUCACAUUCACGGGACUGAGGAAGGAAGUGCGGUGGCCCCGCUAUCUCUGUCGCCCGUCAGGGACAAAAGAAUGCGUCAUCACAUUUAUGGUUUUAUUUCUUCUUUCUUUUUUUUUAAUUUGUCAAGAAAAACAAACAAAAAAAAAUCAUGGUUUUGUCCUUGUUGUAAAAAUUGUUUGAAUUUGUCUGUCCCCUGCAUUUUUAUAUAUAAAGACAUGAAUAUAUUUAUCAGUGCGUUCAGUGGAUGGAGUGUUGGUUCUAAUGGAAAUUGAAUUUUUCUGUCUUGCAUUGAGAUCUAUUGCUGGAUGGUUAUGUAUUUUUCUUUCUUUCUUUUUUUAACUGUCUGGUUUUUCAACCAAUAUCACACUUUUGUUUCCUUCAAUCACAAUUCUUCUGAUACUUGAUUGUUUUUUUUCCCCCCAGAUAACUAUAGACUGAUUUUACCGUUUAAUUUCUUUGCCAUGAAAGUCAAAACCUAGAAAUAUAUCAUUUUCAGUGUCACAUAUUAAAAUGACAAGUUGAUUUUGACUUUUUUUUUUGUUAUAUUUCCUGUAUUUCUUUAAUUAGAUUUAAUUAUCUAGAGUUUGGAUAUGAUUACUUUGUGAAAUGCCUUUUGCCUACAUUCACUUCUUAAAUGCCAAUCCAUCACACGUGUACAGUCCUCUGGGCUCAGUUUGAACGUGAGUAGUAGCAAUUACAUGCAGUGCAUGGACAGAGUCUGUUGGCAGGUGAAUACAUCCCAGAGAUUGUCAAUUUUUUGACAUGUUUAUGUUUUGAAUGGCCACACAUUCCCCCGAGUUUUUGACCUUAAAGUGAAGGUUUACCUGUGAUUAAAGGCGGUACAGACGGAUGUGCUGAGACCUCUGGUAGAACAGUAGAAAACCACACACGAGCAUUAAGUGUGUGGCAGAUUUAUAUUUUAUAACCAACUGUUACAUUACACUUGCAAGCCCAGUAAGUCUUAUAUAUGUCUUAUUUGUAAGUAUAAUGCAUCUCACUCCGUUUUCUGUCUACGGUCUUAAAACCUUUGAGUGGUGUCUGUCUGGCUGCCUUAUCAUUAUCAGUACUGUUUGUUUUUUUUUGUUUUUUAUGUUAGUAAAAGUGGAAAUUUUAAAAGGUUCAUAAUUUUCUUUUGCACUUUUUUUUUGCAGUUAUAAAGGUGUAAAUCCUCAAAGUUUUAGCGUCAGUGUUAAGUUACAUUAAUAUUCCAGUCACUGGGGAUUGCAGAAAAGAAUAUGAAUAUUCCUAAUUGUGGAAGUAAAUAUGUGCUUAUGUUUUCAAACCACUGUUGAAACCAGAUACUUGACCAUUUCCAAUAAUGGCGAUAUGAAAACCAAAGCAACACUUUGAGGUAAAUUGGGUCUCUCUUUCUCUUUAAGUCAUCUUCAUAACUUUGCAUGUUCUUACUGUAAAGGCCUUAAAGCUACAGUAUGCAAUAUUAGUGAAAAUAAUCAUGUGGAUAAAUCUAACCAGCUAGCAUCAAAGCAGUCAGUGUUGUAAUACCACUUUGUACCACAAGGAAGUUUAACCAACAGUGGCUCACCACUGCCACCCAGUGCAUCAAAGUGGCAUUACUCCAAUCUCACAUACUGUACCUUGAAAGUUUUGAUUUUUUUUUUUCUUUGCUAAAAGGUGUCUAUAGCCGAAGCCUGGAUUUCCAGUGUUGAGCUCUCCACAGCUUUAAAAAUAUGAACUGUCUUGUUUAAAUUUACAUUUCAUCGGUAUAUUUCAGCAAAAGUUAAGAGUGACGACACAUUCGAUCAUCUUGUUUAUCUCUGGACUGAAAUAUUUUGUUGAUAAUUGACCUUUAUGUCUCAAUUUCACUAGAAUGAUAUAUGUUCAUGGUUUGACGCACACUAUGGUCCUGGAAAAAAAAAAAAAGAAAAAAACAUUAUAAAACUAAACAUAUAGUUUUAAAAAGGCAGUU